Molecule: messenger RNA, 993 nt
Organism: Arachis duranensis
Lineage: Eukaryota; Viridiplantae; Streptophyta; Magnoliopsida; Fabales; Fabaceae
Product: agamous-like MADS-box protein AGL104
Exons: 12
Coding region: 1-993 (330 amino acids)
Biological process (GO): positive regulation of transcription by RNA polymerase II
Cellular component (GO): nucleus
Molecular function (GO): DNA-binding transcription factor activity, RNA polymerase II-specific; RNA polymerase II cis-regulatory region sequence-specific DNA binding; protein dimerization activity
Source: RefSeq, a predicted model, not a curated record
AUGGGGCGUGUGAAAUUGGAGAUAAAAAGAAUAGAGAAUACCACAAAUCGACAAGUUACAUUCUCAAAACGUAGAAAUGGUCUCAUCAAGAAAGCAUAUGAGUUAUCCAUCCUUUGUGACAUUGAUAUUGCACUUAUCAUGUUCUCUCCCUCUGGUCGUCUCAACCAUUUCUCUGGCAAAAGGAGGAUUGAAGAUGUUUUCACACGUUACAUUAAUCUUCCUGAUCAAGAAAGAGAUAAUGCUGUAAAUUUUCCUGAGCCACACUAUGGCAGGUAUAUAUAUAACAAAGAGUAUUUGCUCCGGACCCUUCAACAAUUGAGGAAUGAGAAUGACAUAGCUCUUCAACUAGCCAAUCCGGGAGUCAUUAACUCUGAGAUUGAAGAACUCCAACAAGAAGUUAGUAGGCUACAUCAACAACUUCAACUGGCUGAAGACCAGAUAAGGGCAUAUGAACCCGAUCCAUUAAAGAUGACAUCUAUGGAGGAGCUGGAAUCUGGUGAAAAGAAUCUUAUGGAGACUUUGACUCGCGUCAUGCAAAGAAAGGAAUAUCUAUUGAGCAGCCAUUUGCCUACUUAUGAUCCAUCAACUAUUCAGGGGAUGGCAUCAACUUUUGAGAAUGUCGGAUGGUUGCAAAAUGGCACCCAAAACCACAACCAAAUAUUUGAUGCAUCUACUCCUUUGGAUCCACUCAGGGAUUUGCAAUCGUCAAUUUAUGAUCCAUUUCCACAAGGAACAAAUUCACAAAGCGAUACAAGAAACAUUGGAGAGUGUCACGUGACAAAUCAGAAUGACACGUGGCCUCAAGGAUACACGUUAUACUCUCAUAUGCAGCAUGAGAUGGUGGGACCUGACGUGUCCAAUAUGAUGACGACACAUGGACAAAUGAAUCUUCCAAUCACAGCCUCCAAUUUGCAACCAUCCAACAAUGAAGCCGGAGAAUAUGACUGUUCGAAAGAUGUGGUGGUAGAGCUAUUUGAUAUGCCACCUUCCUGA